Molecule: messenger RNA, 1176 nt
Organism: Meyerozyma guilliermondii ATCC 6260
Lineage: Eukaryota; Fungi; Ascomycota; Pichiomycetes; Serinales; Debaryomycetaceae
Exons: 1
Coding region: 1-1176 (391 amino acids)
Biological process (GO): proteasome assembly
Molecular function (GO): proteasome binding
Source: RefSeq, a predicted model, not a curated record
AUGAGCUUAGCGCUCCUACUAUUUAGUGGGCGGAACGUCACCCAGCGCAUAAAAAAGGCGCUAGAUGAGUUGGCUAGAGAAAUCUCCCGUGAACUUCGCCGCAAACAACACCAAAAAUUCGGCAAUAGAAAUCCGGUGCCGGUCCCCGUUGCUGUUCCGGUUCGAAACCGGUCUUGGACUCUUUGUCGUGAGUUCCGCAGACAUUUCUCUACUUGUCCCUACAACUUCAAUGGGCGUGCACACAUCCGGCCGUUCAAAUUUCGGUUUUUAAACAUCCACUUGAAAUUCUUCAAAAGCUACCAAACAAAACCUUUUCGCCAAAUCAACCGCUGGGGCGGAUUUCGCGACCAUUUCACCCAUAACCACCUCCAGAACCAAUUGAGAGCCAGAUUCCUCAACCAGCAGCCUGCACGCAACUUGGGCAUGGGUGUUCGUCUGUUGUACGAAUUGAGAGAAGAUGGAUGCAAGCACCCAGAUGACCACACUAAACCUUUCCAUCCCACCAAGGUGAUUGUACGCAACGCCUCGCGGGCCGCUGUAGACCCACGAAUGGCCAAAAUUGUUCCUUCGCUGAUUCGACUCAAUCUUUCCUUGAGCCCACAGCACCACGAAACUGCGCUCCGGUUAGCCACAGAGUCCAAAGACGAAACGUAUGUGUCGCAGGGAUGCUACGUUGACUUCCCCAUUAAUGCACAUCUCACCAUCCCGUCCGCGACGUUUUUGACCGACGAAGUGUUGCUGGAAGUGAUGGAAAACCUCCAGAAUUUCGAAAGACAGUUGGCCGAGUUGAAGCUGGACUUGACGAGGUUGUUUGAUCUUGGUGAAUUGCCCAUAAAAUACCUCGUCAACAAGAACGUGAUCCGGGUGCAUUUCCCCAACUGUGAUAGAUUGCAGCUCGAGUCGCUCUUGCGGGACAAAAACAUCCAAGGCGGCAUUAUUUAUGAGGACUCCUCGCUCAGGUACGCUGUGGACGACUCGCCCACGGUGACGGACUCUGACAUCUUGAGCACGUUUGGUUCGUCCUCCAUGUCGCUGGCUUCUUCUGAUGUAUUUUCAGAGGAGCUUGCCGAGCCAUUGAGCUUUGAAAAUGUGGUUCGGCCAUCUGCCAUGGAAACCGGCCAAGGGGUCAGGAUAAGUGAUAAUGAAAGUGACGAAUAUUAUUGGGUUAGCGCAUAA